CUUCUGAGCCUUCGAUAUUAUAGUCAGUCAACUCUCUGUAAACAAAUUUUCAGUUCAAGUAAGACACAUUAUUGUGUUCCUAUAACGUGUUUAUUCCAACAUGGCCGCUGUAAUAGAAUCCGGCGACAAGGUUCUUCAAGUCAUUGGAAAUCACGAAAAAGAUUCCUUUACGGUUUUCCACGAGAUGAGAGAAUUUGAUGAACUAUGCGAUAUCACGCUGAAGAUUAACGGAAAAGAAAUUCGUGCCCAUCGCGUUGUUUUGGCAGCCUGUAGUUCGUAUUUUCGAGCCAUGUUGACUACAGGAUUUCUUGAGAGCAAUUUGGGCACGAUAACUCUGCAGGAUUGCGAGGAAAACGCUGUUGAAGAACUUGUCGAGUUUCUGUACACCUGCAAGCUGAAUCUGAACGAGGGAAACGUGGAAAGUAUUCUUGCAGCGGCCGCUCUCUUUCAACUCCAGCUGGUCGUUCAAAAAUGUGCAGAUUUCCUCGAGACUCUCAUCAGGAUUGAAAACUGUCUCGGAAUCCAAUCGCUGGCGAUGCAGUAUUCUUUGAGUAAACUCGAGUCCAAAGUAGCAAGCUUCAUCAGUUGGAAUUUCAUGGAAGUUUCGCGGGAAAGCGAGUUCGUUCUAAUCCCAGUCCAACAGCUGAGUAAAAUUGUGGGAAGUGACCGAUUGCACGUUAAGACGGAGGAAGAUGUAUUUGAAGCUGUUAUCAGAUGGUACAAGUACGAUAGAGAAGAGAGGAUAAAAUGCAAGGGGAUAUUUAAGUUGGUUCGGUUUCCGUGCAUGAAAAAGGAGUAUUUAGAGAACGUUGUCUUGAAAGAUGAGCUUGUCCUUAGCGGAGACAACUGGAAGAAGCUAGUGGACGACGCCAUUACCCACUUAACUUCUCCGUCAAUGAACAAGAAGAAAACAGUGACGAAAAGGAAGUCUCCCAAUGUACUGUAUUUGAUUGGAGAACUUUCCUGUCGGAUUGAAACUUUUGACUUAGAGACCGGCAGCUGUAAGCCUGUUCCUAGCAUGGCUCAGACAGCAGGAAGCGCUGUUGUUGUAAACGAGGAACUGCACGUUGUGUUGGGAGGUGGAACACGCGUACAGAAAUACGAUUCAAGGGUGAAUUCUUGGGUGCAAGUUGGAAACGGGACGAAGGAAAACGAUUGCGCUAUCUGCGAGAGCAUGAGCUCUAUUUAUGUGGUUGGCGGUGGAAAGCGCGCGAAAAGCUUCAAUCUCGCCACGCGCAUAUGGAGCACGCUCCCGAACAUGAGCAUGCGUAGAAGCUUUCACAGAGCAGUUGGACUCCUGGGGAAGGUUUACGCGAUUGGUGGAGUAACAGUCCCAGGGGACCAAACCGUAGCCUCGGUUGAAUGUUUUAAUCCAGCGAGUAACCGCUGGGAACCGGUUGAGCCCAUGAAGACAGAACGGUUUCGCCACGAGGCUGCAGCAAUGACGAACAAAAUUUUCGUCGUUGGUGGACUUGAUGGGCGAAAAAAUUCAUUGAAAUCUGCCGAAGUUUUCGACCCAGUGACAGACACGUGGAGCUUCAUUGCUUCAGUGAACUAUCCAAGGCGUGAUUUUGGCCUGGGAGUUAUUCAGGACAUGUUGUUUGUGUUUGCAGGCGGAGGAACAAAUACCAUAGAAUGCUAUGAUAGCAGUUCUGAUGAGUGGAGCAUCGUUGGAAGUCUAGCAACAAGGUGGAAUACUUUCCGUUGCGUGCUGUGCCCUUUAUUUCAGAUUUAAAGUAAAAAUACUUGAAGAGGAAGAAAACGGCUACUACAAAAACUUCGUUUUUUACAUGUAAAUGGUUGCCAUUUAUAGUGCUAUGGUGUUAAGCUAUUCACUCCAGGACCCAGUACUGUGUAAGCCCGCUACAAUUCUCGACAGAGAUGUUGCUAAGCAACAUGACGUCAGCUGAUGACAACAAGCUGACGUCAUACCCUUUGUAGUGAUCGUACUAUCCCCGGUUAGGCAAUAAGUAUCGGAAAUUGUCUGAGAACCUUAGAGACCUUGCGAAAUGAAGAAUAAGGCAAACAACAUUAUUAAAACUACGACGCUGAGGCUGAAGGCGACGUCUUUUCAAGGUGGAUCUAUUUUCUACAUAGAGAACUCAAGAUUAAUUCAGAGUAUAUACAUUUAUGCAUUUACACAUUUACAUAUGUAGUCUGCUUCGUGAUGUCAAAACUACCUGGCAGCUGUAUGCGGAAAGAUAACGUCGAAGCGUGGAUAAAUACACCGGGCGUGUAUUAUGUAAACUCGCCGUCCAGAAUUAACCGGGUGGUCUUGGUGGCGCGUAAGACGAUUGCUUAGCGGACCUACUAUAGGUUUUGAAACAUACAUGUACCGUCAAAAAAUGUACGAAGUUGUAUAUUGGACAUAUAUAGCAACCAUUCUCAUUGCCAUUGUUUGAAUUAAACUCUGUUGAGGUGUACAACGGGGACGGCGAUGACGUAUUGCUUUAGUCAACUUACCAUAACUUCAUGUGUAAAUACAAAUAAUUAUAUAUUUUAUUCACUUAUAAGUAAAGAGACUGUCAGAAUAUUAUAAGCUUGGGAGUAAAAGGGGUAUAAACUGGGGAAUAAAGCAGCAUAAACAAUAUGAAAGGUGCGAUAAUUAAUGCGAAGUUUUCCUCUAAUUCUCUUUUGUCUCAGCCUACUCUAACUUUCUUCCAUGUUUCGUAUACACUCCAGAUCCUGUUACCUCCGUUCUCCCUGAAUCUUUAUCCCUUUCUACCAGACUUCUACUACAUUUUCAUCUUCCCCUUUAACCCUAUUACAUUUUCUUCUCUUAAACUCCCUGGUGCUAUACUGCAACUUCCUCUAUUCCCAUGUUGCCUUUACUUCAAAUUCCCUUUUCUAAACUAUCCUCGUCCAAUUGCCGUGAAUUAUUUCCUACUCAAGAAUCUCGUGUCUCUCUCUCUUCCUCCACUCCCCUACCUCUAGAUCUGAUCUGUGACUCCGAUAUUUACUUAUCUCCAGGUUUCAUCUACUUAAUUAACUUAAGAUCUCUUUUUCCCUCACUUAAAGUUCCCCACUCCAAGUUUCCCCACAUUUAUCUCACUCCAAGUUCGCCCCACUCCAGGUUCUCCCACUCAAAACACCCUCACUACAAGUUACCCCACUCCAAACUCCCUCACUACAAGUUCCCCCAAUGAAAGUUCCCCCACUCCAAAUUCCCGCACUUUAAUUAAGUUCCCCCUGCAUUUACCUCACUCCAAGUUCCCCCACUACAAGCUCGCUCACUACAAGUUCCCCCACUCCAAGUUCCCCCACUUUAAGUUCCCCUACUCCCUCUGACUUAAUUACCACCGGUGACCCCUGGUCACGUUUCCCGGUCUCUUAGAUGUUACUUCUUACUUUCUUACUUUCAAACACUGCUGCAUAUUUAUCUUCUGAGGUUCGCAAAGCGUUAAAAUUGUUAUGAAGCGGUUUUAUUUUGCCAUUUUAGCCGUAAUGAUUCCGAACUCCAAAUUUAUGCCAUUUACUCUAACUUUUCAUUGUCCGUUCCUUUAAUUAUCAUUUUCCUUUUGGCUAAUGGUUUUACUAGGGGCGUGCAAGGCGUCAAAGUUCUUGAAACAAAUUUCGAUGUCAAAUUUAAAUUAUAAAGCACUCUUCUUUCCUAUUCCCUUUUCCUCGCCGGAUGAGUGACGUCCCGCAUCGAAGAUUUGAUAAAUAGUACGAUGACUGUAGAAACUAAUUGAAUGCUUUACAUAAAGUUUAAAUAAGUUUUUUUUUGACAUAAUGAGCCUUUCACCUGUUCUGUCAGUUUUGCAUUACAAUUUCAGCCAUGAAUUUCAAGUACUAUAUGUUUAACUAA
Molecule: messenger RNA, 3808 nt
Organism: Orbicella faveolata
Lineage: Eukaryota; Metazoa; Cnidaria; Anthozoa; Scleractinia; Merulinidae
Product: kelch-like protein 7
Molecular function (GO): protein binding
Source: RefSeq, a predicted model, not a curated record